AUGGCUGAUGAGGCACUGUCUGUAACCCAACUCACUGAGGGAACAAAAGGCCACAGAGGUCACGACCCCUCGCAGCUGAGUACAAAGAUAGGAGUUCAGAGAGACAAAGAAAGGGAUGUGGAUAUAAGACCAGCUUCCAUCAUGAAGACGCUAGUGUGUGCUCUUAUUGUGGUGCUUCUCUGCAGUGCCUCAGUGCACUCGCUGACAUGCUACACCUGUGCGGAUGGGGAAUGCAAGACCCCAACUCAAUGCCCAGCCUCAAGCAACUUCUGCAAAACAGUUUCAACAGCCACUGUGUUCAGCCGGACAUGUGAGGAGUUCUGCGUUCCUGGAGUGAACGUCUACUGCUGCACUUCUGAUCUGUGUGACUGAUCUCUCAACGUCAUCGAGUCAUCGAAUCAGUCACUAAUGUUCACUGUAAUAGCGUAGCACAAAAAAUAUCCCUGGGUUACUCUAGGUGUUUCAUUUUUCUAAUGACCUUUUCCCAUCUGAAUCAACAUGGUUUGCUUUACAUAGCACUGCUUAAAGGAAUGUCUAAUAAGCUUGGUUUCUGU
This is a messenger RNA of Sinocyclocheilus anshuiensis, 554 nucleotides long. Its product is annotated as long neurotoxin homolog TA-bm16-like. The transcript has 5 exons. Bases 1 to 372 code for a protein of 123 amino acids. NCBI's taxonomy places the organism in Eukaryota, Metazoa, Chordata, Actinopteri, Cypriniformes, Cyprinidae. The record is from RefSeq and is a predicted model, not a curated record.